Messenger RNA from Schistocerca piceifrons (Central American locust), 2131 nucleotides. Its product is annotated as ribonuclease P protein subunit p40-like. Gene Ontology annotation, cellular component: ribonuclease MRP complex; SCF ubiquitin ligase complex; multimeric ribonuclease P complex. The transcript has 2 exons. Gene Ontology annotation, molecular function: ribonuclease P activity; ribonuclease MRP activity. Bases 152 to 1717 code for a protein of 521 amino acids. NCBI's taxonomy places the organism in Eukaryota, Metazoa, Arthropoda, Insecta, Orthoptera, Acrididae. Gene Ontology annotation, biological process: tRNA 3'-end processing; SCF-dependent proteasomal ubiquitin-dependent protein catabolic process; endonucleolytic cleavage in ITS1 to separate SSU-rRNA from 5.8S rRNA and LSU-rRNA from tricistronic rRNA transcript (SSU-rRNA, 5.8S rRNA, LSU-rRNA). The record is from RefSeq and is a predicted model, not a curated record.
AUUCUAUUGCUGUCACCCCAAAUGGCUUGUUGAUUCUUUCUCUGAACAAAGGGACAUAUCAACAACUUGGACUUGAAGGAAGACGAUCUUUCUUUCAGAGAGACUCUGAUAGAUACAUUCUGUGCUUGACAAGUGCAUUCUGUUAGUAACAAUGCCUAAGAAAAAACAACCCUUAUCUUUAGAAAGAUUGAGUCUUGCAGCUGUUGGUCAGUUUGUGGCACACAUAGGCCGCAUCAUGAUAUCUCCAGAAUCACCUAUUUCACAUGAAAUGCCAACUCAACGUCCUGAGUAUUUGCAGAACACCUUCCAAUGGCUGAAUGAACUAUUAUACUCAAGUGUUCCUAGAUCUCUGUUUGAUAAAAUGGCUACUCAUAUUUUAACAUCAGUGAGUGAAUUAAUAAAAGAAACAAAAGAUUCUUAUAGCCAGGAUCAACCUAUGUGGCUCUUUCUCAAUAAAAUGAAUAUAGUUGUUAAGUUAACAGAAGUUGCAGUCAACUAUCAUCUACGUGAAAUGAAUAUCUCAGUGUGGCCAAAAAUUAUGAGACAUGUUUUGUAUCAAACAUUAGAGAAGAUGACUGGCCUUGAAACUUUGAAUCUUGGAUCUGGUUCUGGUGGCUGGAAAACUUCUGACUUUGAAAAGACAGUUAUACAGGGCAUCACAGCAAUGAAAAAUUUAGUAUCGCUUUGUCUUUGUUUUGACUGUACUGAUCAUAUUAUAUCAAUUGUAGCAAACAACUGUAGUAGGUUACGAAUCUUAGAUGUUACUUCUUCACGCUCUGUAACUGAUCGCAGUAUACCAUCUUUAUUGAAUUGCCAGGAUUUGAGGCAGUUACUGUUAUAUCGAACUUCUGUAUCUAUUGAAGGCUAUGCUGAAUUGUUAGUGGGUUUAAAAAACUUAAGAGAUCUUGGGCGCUGUGAUGAAUUUGGCACCAUUCUUGAACAUUUACGGUUUUCCGGCACAUAUUCUCAUCCACUGGGAUUACAUAUUUUCCAGAGCCGAGAUGUGACAACCUAUCAUUUAAAUUUACUUAUAGAGAUGUGUCCUUGUGUCAGACAUGUUUCCAUUUACCAUGAUGAAAGAAUUAGUGACCUUACAGUACUUGCAGCUCUAAAUGAUUUAAGAGAACUGAAACUUAUGUCUUGUGAUUUUUAUACUGACCAUGUCAAGCUUUUGUUGGAAGUCAAAGGACAAAAUCUGACAUGGUUGCACCUUGAACAUGUGGAAGAAAUCGAUCUAAAUGCACUUAUAUACAUUAGCCAGUUUUGCCCAAACUUAAAAAAAUUAGUUUUUUAUAACUGUGAUUUUCUAGAGCAUACAUCUGUAUCAAUGAAGACACUUUCAGUUAAACCUUUCCAGUAUUUGGAAUACAUAAUGUGUGUUGUAGACUGUGCACUUGUACAUCUUGAAUUUUUAUUAUCUAGUUGCUUCAACAUUAAGUAUAUACAGUUAGGUUCCUCUACUGGUAUUGGUGAUGACACAAUGGCUAAAGUUCUGUCAGUCAACCCAAUGCAAAAACUUGAAGAAUUAAAAAUUUUGUAUAGUGAUAAUUUGAGUAUGCAUACUGUAAAUUUGUUAAUGAACCACUGUGAUAAUCUCAGGGUUUUGUCUGAACUAGAAAGUUGGCAAGGAAUCUCUCCAGCUGAGCUUCAGCAAUUUCGGGAACACCUGAAAAAUAGUAACACUGAUUUGGAUGUGAGACCAACUCUGUCAUACUAGUGCAUUGUGGUCGAUUCCUAAUUGUGUAUAACAUUGUGUUGUUAGAAGUGAAGCAACGCAGAUCGAAUGUAAUUAUUUGCUGCUGCAUUACUCUGUGAUGUUGGCAUCAAAUUGUAAUAAUGUUUGUGAUAGCAAUGGUACCUGAGGUACAAAAAAACCAGCAGAUGUUGGUAAAUGUGUGAAUAUAUUUUGUGGCAGUGUUGUAAGAAAUGCUUAUUUUUAUAAGUCUUUCAUGAGGCUAUUAAGAAAGUUUGAGUAUUGCAUUGUACAUAUUUGAUGUAUUUAGUGGUACUUGCUACGUCAGAAGACUGUAAUAAUGUAACACAGAAAAAAAAAUGUUGCAAGGUGCUGUGGACUCAGCAGAAUUAAUUACAUGGAUAGUUGAACAAUAUUGAUGGGUUAAUCAUAGUUGUU